CAGGUCCUCCUGAACAGUUACACGUGAGAUGGAGCCCUUAUUGAGAAAGCAAGGGAUGCCUGUUCGGCUAAACAAAGGUGUGGUGGAACUUGUUUCAGAUUUUGUUGUGUGUGAAGAGGGAAAGCCUAUAUCACCCGAGUCAGCUCGCAUACUGCGUUUGUUGGGGAUCAAGAUGGCUACCUUCAAACUUCACCUAAUUUGCCGAUGGAGUCCAGAUGAUUUUGAACUUUAUAGAGAAGGACUUGAUGAAUCCGAUGUUGAAUCAGCAUAAUAGAAUGGUUUAGGUUCACGUACUAGUCAAGUUGAAUAUGCCUGGAAUGCUGAUGUGAUCUUUGUACUAUGAUUUCUUAGUUAUGUUGUGUCUGGGUUUUGGGUUGUGUCCACACACUAUUAGUAGAAGUUUUGAUAUCUUAUUUUGUGUGUGCGGCCAAUUAGGAUUAAUUUGCUUGAGUUGAUAAGUUUGGGUUGAAAGACUUUCCCUUUUCUUGGUAAAUAGUAGCUCUAUGACAAAAAAUGAUCGAUUCCACUUGAGGAAUUAUUAAAUUAUUUAA
Molecule: messenger RNA, 551 nt
Organism: Pistacia vera
Lineage: Eukaryota; Viridiplantae; Streptophyta; Magnoliopsida; Sapindales; Anacardiaceae
Product: mRNA turnover protein 4 homolog
Exons: 4
Coding region: 29-271 (80 amino acids)
Biological process (GO): ribosomal large subunit biogenesis; rRNA processing; nuclear-transcribed mRNA catabolic process
Cellular component (GO): nucleolus; preribosome, large subunit precursor
Molecular function (GO): RNA binding
Source: RefSeq, a predicted model, not a curated record